GCUCAUCCCUGGGAGUUCAUUCCUGUUCUACAUCAAACGAAUAGACCUGACAAGCUAACACCAAUCGCCAGGUCUAUCCACCUCCUCACAGACUCUAGUGGCGACGGCUUUCAAAGAAGUUUAUGCAAUGGUGACAGCGGAGAAUCCACUUGCAGUGAAAAAAGACGUCGAAGUCGCACUAAUUUCACGAGUCACCAGCUUGCUGAGUUGGAUGCCAUGUUCUGCACAAGUCACUAUCCUGGGGUCCGCAGCCGAGAGGACAUCGCCCAGAGGCUGGGUCUUUCUGAAACCAGCGUACAGGUCUGGUUCCAGAAUCGGCGGGCCAAAUGGCGAAAGAGAGAAAAUACAAAGAAAGGCCCUGGACGGCCGGCACACAAUGCUUAUCCGUUAACCUGCUCUGGUGAACCCAUCUCACCAACUGAACUCGAUCGUCGGAAGGCCGAAAUUCAGGAAAAACGUCGUGCUCGUCAGACCCAACGACUACUGCAUCAGGUUAGUAGGCUCUUUCUCCUGUUAAAAAAUCAUCACCUCUGCUACAUUAUAUACCUUAAUCAAAUAGAAGUCUCGCGAAGAUCUUCAAGUAUGCCCUAUAAACUCUUUUGA
Molecule: messenger RNA, 603 nt
Organism: Dibothriocephalus latus
Lineage: Eukaryota; Metazoa; Platyhelminthes; Cestoda; Diphyllobothriidea; Diphyllobothriidae
Source: the annotation of a GenBank genome assembly